Molecule: messenger RNA, 2386 nt
Organism: Dromaius novaehollandiae (emu)
Lineage: Eukaryota; Metazoa; Chordata; Aves; Casuariiformes; Dromaiidae
Gene: GPR34
Product: G protein-coupled receptor 34
Exons: 2
Coding region: 113-1255 (380 amino acids)
Biological process (GO): G protein-coupled receptor signaling pathway
Cellular component (GO): membrane
Molecular function (GO): G protein-coupled purinergic nucleotide receptor activity
Source: RefSeq, a predicted model, not a curated record
CUUUAACUUUCUAGUAAGAGGACAUGCAUGUUACUCCUUCCUCUCUUCACCAGUGGUUUUGAAAAAUCAGCAGAAGUUCUUAAUAAACGAGCAGCAAAGAAAAUCCUAACAAAUGAUGGCUGCAACUUCAGCUGAUUUUCUGAACAUUCUUCCAUACAGGGAAGUCAUCUGGAGUAAUCAAACCAACCUAGCCAGAAACUUAUCAGAAAUCCAAAACAAUGCCAGUUGUGCCUUGAACGAAGACUCGUUGUCAUUUGCUUUAAUACUUUUUUACUCCAUUAUUUUUGUCAUUGGAUUGGUUGGAAAUAUUAUAGCGCUGUUUGCUUUCCUCUGCAUUCAUCAGAAAAGGAAUUCUAUCCAAGUUUACUUACUAAAUGUAGCUAUUGCAGACCUUCUGCUGAUCUUCUGUCUUCCCUUCCGAAUACUGUAUCAUAUUACCGGAAAUACCUGGAUGUUUGGAUCGAUUUUAUGCAAGAUUGUAGGAACUCUGUUUUAUAUGAACAUGUACAUCAGCAUAGUACUGUUGGGACUAAUAAGUCUAGAUCGUUAUGUAAAAAUAAAUAAGUCCAUGAAGCGUCCUAAAAUGUUAACUACUACACGAAGUAUAUAUAUUUGUUGCACAGUGUGGGCACUUGCACUGACAGGAUUUAUAAUAGUAGUUGCACCAUCUUUCUUUAAAAGUGAAAAAGGCAAUUCUACUAUGUGCUUUCAUUACAGAGAUAAACACAAGGCAAAGACAGAAGCUAUUUUAAAUUAUAUCAUUGUUAUCAUUUUUUGGAUAGUUUUUUUCCUUUUGAUACUUUCAUAUGUUAAAAUUGCCAAGAACCUUCUGAAAAUUUCUAAAAAAAGAGCUAACUUUCCUAAUGCAGGAAAAUACACCCAGACAGCAAGGAAUUCUUUCAUUGUACUCAUUAUUUUCACCAUAUGUUUUGUUCCUUAUCACGUGUUCCGAUUCAUCUACAUUACAUCACAAUUACAAAAACCAUCUUGUUACUGGAAGGAGAUCAUUCACAAGUGCAAUGAGGUUAUGCUUAUAUUUUCAUCUUUUAACAGCUGCUUAGACCCAGUUAUGUAUUUCCUAAUGUCCAGGAGUGUGCGUAAGACUGUAUUCCAACUUAUUUGUAGAAGACUCCAUGGGGAUGCAACUGUAACUUUAGAAAGUACUUCAGAAAUGCAACUUGGACAAUACACACAAGAGCGAUUAUCUACUAUCACUCCCUAUUCAAGUUCUUUAAAGAAGAAGUCUCUGAUCUGAUGAUUUAAAUUAACAGAUAAUGGCUUCUCUUAGUCAUUUUAGGACAUCAAUUUAAGAUGCACCAAUGCAAUACUACACAGCUACUAAUCCUGCCUCUGUCUUCCUGUUGAGAAAUGAGAAAUCUUCUGUUCAUGAAAAGGAGAAGUGACUUUCAAAGUAGUUUACUUUCUUCAUCCAAGAAAACAAAAUGCGAAGCCUCCUUAAACAUGUUCGAUUGGACUAAUCUAGAACACUAACCCUUUGGGGAGAUUUCCACAAAGUGGUUUCAACCUGUAUAUAUAAGGAAUCUUGUACAUAUACAUUAAUAUUACCAGUUGGGCAUGUAAACAACAUAAAUUUUGUGAAAGUAAUGCUUUUGUGUCCUAUUCAAAAGAGCUAUGUUACUUAUUACAGAUUUCCUAUAUUUCUCUGCUUUAAUAGGUUUCAAAGAGAUCAGUGUUUUAACUGCAUUUUAUAGAACAAUUUUUUUCAGGUGAAUAUUUGAGAAUUUAACAAUGUAUAUGGCUUAACAAUGAGCUAAAAAACAAGACAGCCAUUAAUUCAGUUAUCAUUACAGAAGACACACUGUUUUAUUAAACAGCAAAAUUAAAAUAAUCAAGCCUUCUAAGCCCUUUAUCAUAUUUUCAAUGUUUUUAUAAAUGUCAAGGUCAAAUAUCUCAUGAAAAGCAAGCAAAGAGUUAGCAAAAUCGGAAAUUCACAAAUAAGAGGGGAUAUAGGGGUAUUUUCAGUUAGCUAAGAUCUUCAAACUUUGACUGACAACUCUGGUAACUUCAGCUAUAGCAGAAUAGAAAAAUUAGCUCUGGUGAACCUCUGAAGCAUCAGCUCUGACCCGUUCAGACUCCUAGUUCUUCACUCCACCUAGUUCUUAAGGCUAAUGCCUAGAGAUUUCUAAAGCCGCUCAUUUCAAAUGCACAUUCCCUCUGGCAGAGAUAUUCUGUUUUCACAUGAUUAAAAUAACUUUGAUAAGUACAGAUGCUAUGUAAACAGUAAAACAACAGCAAAUAUACCUUACAUGCAAUUAUAUUCUCAGAUUAAAACCAAGCAGUCUUAUGUAUUUAGACAAAAACUAAAAUUUCAAACUGCUCCAUCAUUUAAAAAGGGUGUGUGUGUGUGUGUGUGCUAGUCCUGAAG